Molecule: messenger RNA, 1764 nt
Organism: Neltuma alba
Lineage: Eukaryota; Viridiplantae; Streptophyta; Magnoliopsida; Fabales; Fabaceae
Product: probable choline kinase 2
Exons: 9
Coding region: 408-1601 (397 amino acids)
Biological process (GO): phosphatidylethanolamine biosynthetic process; phosphatidylcholine biosynthetic process
Cellular component (GO): cytoplasm
Molecular function (GO): ethanolamine kinase activity; choline kinase activity
Source: RefSeq, a predicted model, not a curated record
UCAUCAUGUAUACCAGUCUGGCACCAAAACAAAAUACACUCACUGGAAUAACAGAUUCUUCGCUAACCUGACGCGCUAUUUCUCUCUCCCCCACGUUUGCUGGCAAAUCUCACGCCCCACCUCAGAAUUCAUCUCCACCGCUCUUCUCUCUCUUAUAUCCCACCUCCCGCCUUUCCAUCCCCCCAACAGUAGCAAAUUUCACGGCUACUCUCCGGCGGCCAGGUCUCCCGUAUCUGGCCAUCGUACGUAGACCCGCCAUAUCGUCGCCGUGAUCUGUCUCCACUUGCCUUGCGGUUCUUUUCAGGGCUUUUAUCCCCACACUUUUCUUCUUCUGGAAGUCUUGUAUGAAGGGAGCCUGAUAGGUUCAGCAACUCCUUGCCUCUACUUGAAGUUGUGAAGUCUUGGUGAUGGGCGUUACAGAAAGUCCUGUACAUGACAAAGCAGAUUAUCUUCCAGGCGAAGCAAAGGAUAUUUUAAAAUCAUUGGCCAGUAAAUGGGAUGAUGUUCUUGAUGCCAAUGAAUUGCAGGUCAUUCCUCUUAAGGGGGCCAUGACAAAUGAGGUAUUCCAGAUAAAAUGGCCAACAAAGACACAAGAAGCCUCACGAAAAGUUCUAGUAAGAAUUUAUGGUGAGGGUGUGGACAUUUUCCUUGACAGGAAUGAUGAGAUUAGGACAUUUGAAUGUAUGUCUAAGCAUGGGCAGGGGCCUCGUCUGCUAGGACGGUUUGCUAAUGGUCGUGUUGAAGAGUUUAUCCAUGCACGGACAUUAUCAGCAUCUGAUCUGCAUGAUUCCAAUAUCUCUUCUCUUAUAGCGGCCAAAAUGAAGGAGUUUCAUGACCUUGACAUGCCUGGUACAAAAAAAGUCCACCUCUGGGACAGAUUACGGAACUGGCUUGGUGAGGCCAAGCGUCUGUGUUGCCCUAAAGAGGUUGAAGCCUUUUAUUUGGAUACAAUUGAAAAGGAAAUAUCUAUGUUGGAAAAGGAGCUUUCAAGUGCUCACCAACGGAUUGGGUUUUGCCACAAUGAUUUACAAUAUGGUAACAUAAUGAUUGAUGAAGAGACCAAUUCUUUGACCAUAAUAGAUUAUGAAUAUGCAAGUUAUAAUCCUGUUGCGUAUGACAUAGCAAAUCACUUUUGUGAGAUGGCUGCCAACUAUCAUACAGAAACACCUCAUAUUUUAGACUUCACUAAAUAUCCUGAUCUAGAAAUGCGGCAAAAUUUUGUGUAUGCAUAUUUGUGUUCUUCAGGUGAAGAACCUAGUGAAAGUGAAGUGGAGCAUCUGCUGCAUGAAAUUGAGAAGUAUACGCUCCCAAAUCAUCUCUUUUGGGGCAUUUGGGGAAUAAUUUCGGGACAUGUAAACAAAAUCGACUUUGACUACAAGGAGUAUGCAACUCAGAGGUUUCAAGAAUACUGGUCAAGGAAACCUUUUGUUUUGGGCUCUGUUGGUCCUUCUCCAGAAAGCGUGAUUGACGAUACCAUGGAGAAAUUAAUGAGUAAAGAAAGCACAGCCAAGGGCCACCAUCAUGGACAUAGGCAUCUGCACUCCAGAAGGUUGAGGAAAUUUCUGAAUCUGGCAAUGUUUAGGUCCAAACACAAGCACUAACAGACAGUCUUUCACUCAUUUGUGGGCUUCUCAGGCUUGUGCCUCAGCCUCUGUGCACAAUUGAGACUAUCCACACAGCAAGAAAGAAAGAAAGAAAGGCACAUAUUUGUUUGAUUGUUUCCAUAACCAAGUGUGUAUAUUCAACUGUCUAAUUGGUUUAUCA